AUGGUUANAAUAUAUAAUUUGUACAAAUUUCGAUUAAAUUGUUUCUCUAAGAAAAGUCUUCCUUAAAGAUUUGCUUAAAAAAUUCUCAAACUUAAAAUUGAGAUUGUUAUUAAUGAUUAAACAUCUCAUAAUUACAGGAAUUAAUUUCACUUUAAAUGUUAUUAAAUAACUUUCUUUAAGGUUGAUCUAAAGUAUUAUGACUCAAUCAAACACAAAAUGUAAACUUUUUUUUAAGAAAUUCAAUGCUCUUAUGCUUUUUUUAAACUUAAAGAUAAAAUGAACAAUUUCUAUUAUAAAAGGAAUCAAUUCAAAAUAAUAGAGAUAUAUUUGAGAAAUAAUUAAAAAAAAUUGAACUUGACUACCUAAUGA
Molecule: messenger RNA, 369 nt
Organism: Paramecium sonneborni
Lineage: Eukaryota; Ciliophora; Oligohymenophorea; Peniculida; Parameciidae
Source: the annotation of a GenBank genome assembly